Molecule: messenger RNA, 2912 nt
Organism: Ochlerotatus camptorhynchus
Lineage: Eukaryota; Metazoa; Arthropoda; Insecta; Diptera; Culicidae
Product: ATP-binding cassette sub-family F member 1
Exons: 2
Coding region: 95-2845 (916 amino acids)
Molecular function (GO): ATP binding; ATP hydrolysis activity
Source: RefSeq, a predicted model, not a curated record
ACCACAUUGUGCACGAAAUAAUCGAAAAAGUUGGCAAGAAAAGUGCUUUUGCCUGCCAGUAUUUUUGUGUUAAUAAUCGUCUAAAUUUGUCAAGAUGCCACCCAAAAAGAAGGGCAGUAAAAAGAACCAGGAUUGGGACGAUGACGAACCCGAACAGCAGCAGCAGAAGGUGGUAGCCGAUCCACCAAAGUCGUCAGGCAAGAAGGGCAAAACGAAAGCUGUCAACGUGGAUUCCGACGAGGAUGUUCCAGCCAAGGGCAAAAAGGCUGCGGUUGCAGCCGCUCCAACUCCUGCCAAGAAAGGUGCAAAGGGUAAGAAAGGCAAAGGAAAGAAUGACGAUUGGAGCGGUGACGACGAUGAUAGUGGAAAGGAACAGCUGAAGCUAGGAAAGGGUACCGGCAGUGAUGGGGAGGAGGACGAUGAGGUGAAGAUUGCGAAACCAGCUCAGAAAAAGAAGCAAGCUGCCAAGGGGAAGAAGGGUAAGAAGGAUGACGAUUGGUCCGAUCGGGAAGAGAAGGAGAUCAAGCUGGAUGCGAGCUCGGACGAGGACGAAGAAGAGGAGGAAGUUAAGAUGGUGAACAACAAAGCGGGUAAGAAGAAGGGUAAGGCUGCGAAGGUGGUUAAGAAGGUUUCUUCGGAGGAGGAGGAUGAGGAAAGUGAAGAAGAGAGCGAGGAAGAACCGGUGCCCGUUCCGUUGAAAAGUGGAAAAGGAGCCAAGAAGGGUGCGAAGGAAAGUGAACCGGAACCACUGAAAGUUAAGGAACCUGAACCAGCGAAGGUUGAAGAACCUGAACCAGUAAAGGUUGUAGAACCUAAACCAGUGAAGGUUGAAGAACCUGAGCCAGAACCCGUGCCCGUUAAGAAGGAAUCGAAGAAGGAUGUCAAGAAGGAGAAGGUUCCAGAGCCUGUAGUUGAACCUGAACCAGUGCCGGAACCUACACCCCAAGACGAAAAGAAGGAAGAUGCAGCAGAAGAACUGACCGAUAUGGUUGAAGGAAUGGCCAUUGGCAAAGAGAAGAAACUCACGCAUAAGGAGAAAAAGAAACUGAAGCAGCAGGAAGAGUUUCAGAAGCAGAUGGAGGCCAUGACUCGCAAAGGAGGUCAGGGUCAUUCCGAUUUGGAUAGCAACUUUACAAUGUCCCAAGCGCAGAAGAGUGGCAACCAAAGUAAGCACUUGGAUCAUGCCGUCGACAUUAAGAUUGAGAAUUUCACCAUCUCAGCCAAGGGAAAUGACCUCUUUGUGAAUGCAAACUUGCUUAUUGCCCAUGGACGCCGUUACGGUUUGGUAGGCCCCAACGGUCAUGGUAAAACUACCCUGCUUCGUCACAUUGCUAACCGUGUGUUUGCGAUUCCUCCGAGCAUUGAUGUGCUUCUUUGUGAACAGGAAGUCGUCGCAGAUGAUACUUCCGCUGUCGAUACGGUUCUGAAGGCGGACGUCAAGAGAAUGACCCUUCUGAAGGAAUGCAAAGAACUCGAGGAUGCGGUGGAGUCUGGUAAGAUCGAAUUGCAAGAUCAGCUUCAGGAAGUGUACAACGAACUGAAGGCAAUUGGAGCGGAUUCAGCGGAACCACGAGCACGUCGUAUUCUGGCCGGUUUGGGUUUCUCCCGUUCCAUGCAGAAUCGUGCCACCAAGGCCUUCUCUGGAGGUUGGCGAAUGCGUGUUUCCCUCGCCAGAGCUCUCUUCAUUGAACCGACCCUGCUGAUGCUCGAUGAACCUACUAACCAUCUGGAUCUGAACGCCGUCAUUUGGUUGGACAAUUACCUGCAAACGUGGAAGAAGACCCUGCUGAUCGUAUCCCACGACCAGAGUUUCCUGGACAAUGUGUGCAACGAAAUCAUUCAUCUAGAUAACAGGAAGCUUUACUACUACAAGGGUAACUAUUCCAUGUUCAAGAAGAUGCACGUGCAGAAGCGCAGGGAAAUGAUUAAGGAAUACGAGAAGCAGGAGAAGCGCAUCAAAGACCUUAAGGCUCACGGACAAUCGAAAAAGGCAGCCGAAAAGAAGCAAAAGGAGAAUCUGACCCGCAAGCAGGAGAAGGGCAAGACAAAGGUUCAGAAAACGGAGGAUGAUGAUGGGCCGGUGGAGCUGCUAUCGAAACCUAAGGACUACAUUGUCAAGUUUAGUUUCCCGGAUCCACCACCGCUGCAGCCACCGAUUCUGGGAUUGCACAAUGUUAACUUCAACUUCCCUGGUCAGAAACCACUGUUCAUCGAAGCGGAUUUCGGCAUCGACAUGAACAGUCGUAUCGCCAUCGUGGGUCCCAACGGAGUGGGAAAAUCCACCUUCCUCAAGCUUCUGGUGAGCGACCUGGAACCGUGUACCGGCGAAGUCAGGAGUAACCAUCGCCUUCGGAUCGGUCGUUUCGAUCAGCAUUCCGGUGAACAUCUGACCGCGGAGGAAAGCCCUGUUGAAUAUUUGCAACGAUUAUUUAAUCUGCCGUACGAAAAGUCACGCAAAGCUCUUGGAACUUUCGGUUUAGCCAGUCAUGCCCACACGAUCAAGAUGAAGGAUCUUUCCGGUGGCCAAAAGGCUCGUGUCGCGUUGGCAGAACUGUGCCUAAACGCACCGGACGUGCUCAUUCUUGAUGAACCUACCAACAACUUGGAUAUCGAAUCGAUCGACGCCCUGGCGGAAGCAAUCAACGAGUACAAGGGAGGAGUCAUCAUCGUUUCCCACGACGAACGGCUCAUCCGAGAGACCGAAUGUUCCCUGUACGUAAUUGAGGAUCAAACCAUCAACGAGGUGGACGGAGGCUUUGACGACUAUCGAAAAGAAGUUCUGGACAGCCUGGGAGAGGUCAUCAACAACCCCAGCAUAUCGGCCAAUGCCGCCGUGCUGCAGUAAGCAAAACAUCAGCUAUUGUUAUACUCGUUCAUUACCCCUUAUCUAUCUAUUUUUUGUAUAAUUAAUU